Molecule: messenger RNA, 1071 nt
Organism: Cetraspora pellucida
Lineage: Eukaryota; Fungi; Glomeromycota; Glomeromycetes; Diversisporales; Gigasporaceae
Source: the annotation of a GenBank genome assembly
AUGAACGGUGUUCCCUUUGAAUUCAUUAAUAAUACACUCAAUAAUAUUUCCAUACAAACAAAAGAUAAUCAACAAACUUCCAUCUCAAUGUUUAAUAAUAUUCCUUUUGAUAUUUCUAAUCAAAUACAUGUUCAAAAAAUAAACCAACCAACUGAAAUUCAACCAACUGAAAUUCAACCAACUGAAAUGCAACCAACUGAAAUUCAAUCUUCUAAUAUUGAAACCAUAGAAAAUGCACUUUUUGGUAUUUCUAGAAAUGAAAUAUAUAAUCCGAUCGUAACAGCAAAUGAAAUAAUUGAUGAUUUAAUUUCAUCAUCUUUUUCAAAGGCAGACAAUAAAAAAAUUAAACGACCUUUAAAUAAAUUUAUGGUUUUCAAAAAAAAUUUCAAUAAAUUAAUUACAACAUCAAAAAAUAUUCCUCGUAAACAUCGUAUGAGAGAAAUUACUAGUACUGCUUCUAAAUUUUGGAAUAAUGCUACAAGUAUUGAAAAAGAACCGUUUGAAAAAAUUGCUCAUCAUGUAAAGAAACUUCAUAAAAAAAAAUUCCCUUCUUAUUCAUAUGCUCCCAACAUUAAGAAACCACAUGAUCCUUUCAUAAAUUUAACGGGAAUAUCUUCAAACAUAGGACCGGUUCCUAUUGACCCUGAAGAAGGUUUUAAAGAAUAUGUAAAAGAAUAUGUAAAAGAAGAUGUGAAGGUAGAAGAAAGUGUAAACGAAAGUGUAAAAGAAGAUGUAGAAGAAAGUGUAAGAGGAUAUGUAAAAGAUGCAAAAGAUGCAAAAGAUGUAAAAGAAGGUGGAAAACAACCUAUUGAAGAACAAAGACCUUCGAUUGUCUCGUUUAUCCCUCAGCAGGAAAAUAGUUUAAUAAACCAGGACUACUUAUUUGAAGGUCAACAAUGCUUUAUUGAAGACGGUUCUUUAGUUUGUAACGAAGUUGUAAGAGAUACGGAAGGUGUUACACCUCCAUAUUAUUUUUAUGAUCCAUACUCUGAACCGAAUAAUGAUAUGAUGUUACAUUAUAUCGAUACUUUUGGUUUUUUUCCAUUUGAUUUUGAAUCGCAAAGCGGCUAG